GUUAAAAUGCCCGAACUCAAAACACUUCUUUUUCCAAGAUGGCGUCGAUGAAGGACAGCGACACCGGCCUGUGGCUUCACAACAAACUUGGAUCAACAGACGAGCUCUGGACGCCUCCGAGCAUCGCUUCUUUGCUCACAGUGUCAGUAAUUGACAACAUACGGCUUUGCUUCUCGAGUUUAUCGCCGCCAGUGAAGCUCAAACUGCUGCUCGGGAUGCUGCAUCUUCCCCGGCGGACCGUUGACGAGAUGAAAGAAGCCCUGUCAGAGAUAAUCCAGUUGGCUACGGUGGAUUCAGAGCCCUGGGUGCUGAUGGUUGCAGACAUCCUCAAGUCCUUCCCAGAGACCGGCUCUCUCAAUCUGGACUUGGAGGAGCAGAAUCCAAAUGUGCAGGAUAUUCUGGGAGAGCUCAGAGAGAAAGUGGGGGAGUGCGAGGCAUCUGCCAUGCUUCCUCUGGAGUGCCAGUUUCUGAACAAGAGUGCACUAACCACCUUAGUGGGACCCCUCACACCUCCUGUCAAACACUUCCAACUGAAGAGGAAGCCCAAGAGUGCCACCCUGAGAGCAGAGCUGCUACAGAAAUCCACAGAGACAGCCCAACAGCUAAAGAAGACAGCUGGAGUGCCUUUCCACGCCAAAGGGAGAGGAUUGGUCAAAAAGAUUGACACAACUACUCCUCUCAAGGGAAUUCCCAAAGCGCCAUUCCGCAGCCCUACGGCCCCCAGUAUGUUCAGCCCUCCCAGUAAUCGCACACCCAUCGCCCCUGCACGGACGCCCCUACGGAAGGAGAGAGGGGUCAAGUUGUUAGAUAUUUCAGAGUUGGACACGGUCGGAGCUGGAAGAGAAGCAAAGAGGAGAAGAAAGACUUUGGAAACAGAAGCCGGCGAGAAAGCAGCCAAAGAAGAAGCGGUGGUGGAAAACACGACACCAGACUAUGCCGCUGGCCUUGUAUCUGCGCAGAAACUGGGGGCGUUGAACGAGAAUCCUCUUCCAUCAACCAGCUACCUACCAGCCACACCCAGCAUGGUCCCCUCCUCCUCUUACAUUCCCAGCUCCGAGGCACAGCCAGCGAAUGCCGGUGGUUCGGGACGGGACACACUGCAGUCAGCCCGCCAACCAGAGGAGUCAGCAACAGCAGGCGCAGGCGCCAAUGCAACCUUACCAGGCCAGUACAAACAGAGGACGCCAAUGUACAACGCCAGUAACACGGCCAACCCCGCAACCCCCACUUCCCCCAGCACGCCAGCCUCCACCCCGGCCAACAACGGGCCCCCGGCAGCUGCAACAGCCAGCCAGCCAGAGACCCCCACUCAGCCUCCAACCACACCUCAGACCCCCACCCCAACACCGACCCCUACGCCUCCUCAGCCACAGCCCAAAAAGAACCUGUCGCUCACGAGAGACCAGAUGUACGCCGCCCAGGAGAUGUUCAAGACAGCCAACAAAGUCACCCGACCAGAGAAGGCUCUCAUCCUGGGCUUCAUGGCUGGAUCCAGAGAGAACCCAUGCCCGGAGCAGGGGGACAUCAUCCAGAUCAAGCUGAGCGAGCAUACAGAGGUUCUGCCCAAAGCAGACGGCACGGGCAGCACCACCAUGCUGGUGGACACGGUGUUCGAAAUGAACUACUCCACAGGACAGUGGACCCGCCUCAAGAAAUACAAACCCAUCACCAACACCUCCUGAGGCGCUUUGGGACUCCAGAUCACACACACAUGAUUUCAUAUCCACUCAACGAGAAUAAACAUGUUUACAUACGUUCAAGUAUUUACAGACACGUUUGGGCCAAAUGGAGCACUGGGCAGGUGAGACAUCGUCAAGGAGAGAAAGGUCCUCCCUUUUCCUGCACCGCCAAAACGCAGGAUUCUUUGAAGAAUAUUUCUGUACUUUCUGUUUGAUUGUUUUCCUUUUAUUGUUUCUCUUUUUAAGUCACCUCUGAUUCUGCUGUUAGGGUGGGGAGAGUUAUAUUCACAGGUCUGAGUCAGCAGAGGAGUUACUGUCAGAGGGCACCUUCUCAACAUUUGUACUCUGAUGUAUAAGCAUGUGGCGUGUUUAGAGAGAAGACGAGCUGUCUGUAUUUUUCUGUAUGAAUGUGACUUCGCAGCUUCUCCUAAGCCUUUCAGAACAGAAUCGUCAUUUAUGUUGAGAAGAAAAUAAGAGAACAUUUCAGCAGUCAUCAUGGAGGUGACUAAAACAAAGAGCGGUGUAACGUUGAGUCCGGUUCUGUUUGGAGCGUUCUGGUAGAUGUUUAAUAAUUUUUCAUCCUUUUUCAAAAGAAGGGAAGAAAAUAAAGUGACAACAGACUCCA
Molecule: messenger RNA, 2304 nt
Organism: Cheilinus undulatus (humphead wrasse)
Lineage: Eukaryota; Metazoa; Chordata; Actinopteri; Labriformes; Labridae
Gene: nelfa
Product: negative elongation factor complex member A
Exons: 11
Coding region: 39-1682 (547 amino acids)
Biological process (GO): negative regulation of transcription elongation by RNA polymerase II
Cellular component (GO): NELF complex
Source: RefSeq, a predicted model, not a curated record